This is a messenger RNA of Varroa destructor (honeybee mite), 13982 nucleotides long. RefSeq names its product gamma-aminobutyric acid receptor subunit beta-like. NCBI's taxonomy places the organism in Eukaryota, Metazoa, Arthropoda, Arachnida, Mesostigmata, Varroidae. Gene Ontology annotation, cellular component: membrane. Gene Ontology annotation, molecular function: extracellular ligand-gated monoatomic ion channel activity; GABA-A receptor activity. Gene Ontology annotation, biological process: monoatomic ion transmembrane transport. The record is from RefSeq and is a predicted model, not a curated record.
AUUCACAGAAGCGUUCGAAAAAAACGAAGAUAAAAAUUUAGUGCAGAUAUUACAAUAGUUUCGUAAUGAUAUCGUGCUAUAAAGAUAACAUGUAAAUUAUUUUUGUAGUCUUAAUCGCAAACAGUGGCCUUUUGAAAUUUAUUAUGACGUAAGGGAAUUCUGCAAAAUACCUGUUUUCAUUAUCUUAUAUUUACGUGGUAGGUAGGAUAAAGGCCCGAAUCAUUCCGGUUUCUAAUAGUCUUCUUUAGGGCGAAGAUGUCAUCGAAGCACCUCACCAUAUUUUUAUAUAAUAAAUAAAGUACCUCUAUUCGUCGUAGCGGUCACUAUACUACUAGAAAUUGUUUCGGGGAAAUUACAUACUCCAAUUGGCAACCCUAUGGUUUUUCAAUGCGCACUUUCAUCAUGGUUUGCUCUAAAUAGGAUGCUAUUAUCUACUGCGCGAUGAGGUAUCAUCAGUUCACCAACCUCACGGUUAUGUUCUUUCCUAUUAACCUCUUAAAUUGACGAUAUACUGUGCAGUCGACGGUAUUACAGCGGCCCGAAAUUCCCCGCUGGGUGAAGUCUACCUCUACGACUGAAUGUAGAGUUACUACUACAGGUUUCCAUUCGGAUAACGCUCAGUCAAGUCAAUCCUCGUUAAUGCUGUGAUCGUUAAGAGGUGCUGAGCCGACCGUUAUUUACCGUCUUUGUUCCCUCUUUGUCGUUUGCUGUUUGGUCUUCUUGCUUUUUCUUGCCCUUGGACUUUUCCCUUUGCCUUUACCGUUUUUCUGAUGUGGCUGUUGCCGUUCUCCGCAUUUUCCUAUUUCCUAUAUGAAUAAUCUUGUCUUGUUUGUCCGCUUGCUGUACUUUCAUUUUCAUUCAUAUCUUUACUUUUUUCCAUUCGUUGCUUUUUGAGCCGGUUGCACGAAACCAGCCACAUCAGGCUCCGCUCUGUUCCCCACGAGAGUCGAGUAGAGCGCGGUACAAACGUCGUUGCCGUCAUAAACUUGCUCGUAGCUGUAGCGAGAUGGAAGAGGCUGAACGUUUCCUGUAAGACUCAUGGGGCGCCAUACGGAUACUUACGGCUCGUGCAAAGCUGUCGUUGUAAAGGCGUGAGCGUGCUCAUAUCUGAACUUGCCUGUGUCUUGAUUGUUUCCGUCUUAAUUUCUAUCUGUCGUUCUUUAUUUGAAGCAUUUUCAAUGAAAGAAGUUUAAAGUCUGCAUUUACAGACUUCUGCUUUUGCUGCACUACCCCUUGAGAAAGGGACAGGUCUUAAGAAGAGGGCGCUCGUGUGCGAAGGCAAAACGAGGGAUCUACGAGACGAAAGCAGACGACGCGAAAGGCCCUCUCGUUUCUUCUGGUUAUGUUCGUUGGCUCGUUGGGUUCGGCCUUGGUUGUCCUGCGGGUGCCUGGCAAUUCGAUGCCAUUUUCUUUCAGGUGAGGUAACACGAAGGAGGAGGAGGGCUGUUUGUGGGGAAACAGUAUAUGCUGGGCAUUGGGCAUUGGCGUUAGGGACAGCUAACGAUGAGGCGGUGGAGGCAACGGCAAGAGCGGAGAUGGCGCUCCGAAAGCAUUUUGGGUGAGGGAAGAGACCUAUUAAAAGCCUUGGCUUAGGUUUGAAUAAAAGCCUUGCUGCUCAGAAAGAGCACGAGUACCAGCAGCGGCAGGAAGAAAGGAGUGGAUGGAAUCAGGUAACCGACAAGCAGGAAGAUCUUUGCCUUCCACUAGUGAAUCUCCGCCCUUUCGCGCCACGAUGCUCUGCGUUCCUAUCGCCUGCUGGCGCUGCUGCUGUUGACCGAAAGCUCGAGGGCUGCUGUUCGCCUCUGCCGUUCGGUGGCUAGUCGCUCGAUCCACAGCAGCAGCGGGUCCGAGCAACGGACGGAAGGACCGACGACAGGGUUCCUGCAGCAGCAGCAGGCUUCUUGGUGUAGGCAACAAGGUUGCGCGGCGGUUGGCUGCCUGCUUGCUGGAAAUCAGCAUUGAUUACGGCGUCUCAGUACUCAAAUUCGUCGUCACAGAAGUUAUAGCGUCAGAAGCGGGAGCCGGACCACAAUUGCAGCGGCCAAAGCCGUCGUCGUCGCCGAAAGACGAAGAAUCACCGUUUUGGAUUUUGGGAUUGUCUUGCUCUCUCGUUACGAUCCUCGCCUGCGUUGGUUGGCCGCCCAUGUUAUUGCCCCCUGUCGUCCCUCACUGCUGCGUGCAUUCGAGUGAUAGCAAGAGUAAAAAUAAUAAUAAUCGCUAUAAUACUAAUAUUGAUGAUUUCGUGAGCGUCGUGUCGUGUCGUCGUUGUUCUUCGUGGUGGUCGCCAUCGUCGUCAAGUUCAUCGAUUUCUUCCUCCGCUUCCUCCGCAGCAUCAAGCGCACUUUGUUCUUUUUCAGUGCUGACGCUAAUUAACAAAAUUACUGCGGCUACUGUUAGUGUUACCGCUACGAUAGAGACUACUGCAACCAGUGCUAUUUCCACGGGUUUUUCCUGUUGUUGUUGUUGUUGCUGUUGUUGUUUUUGUUGUUCUCGUCGUCUUUCUGCCGAUCGAGCUCAUCCUCUAAUUCUCCGUCUUCACCAGCUUGACAAUUCUGUGACGCCGCGCCAUCCCCGCAUUCGCGUAGUCGGCAGCGGUAAUCGUCGGCGUUGUCGACCGAGAGGCGACGGUGCUCCGACGGGACGACACUGCGUAGGCGGAACGCAGGUGGCGCCAAGCUGAUCGAGGAGCAUAGGCGAUGCCGUCACGAGAUUGCGGGGAGCAGGAGCCCGCCGAGCGCUGCUUCCGAAGCUGUCAGGCGGUCGAGGUUGAGGCCAAGGCACGAGUCGACGCCUGCAGUCGCUGCACUUUUAGGCGAGUACGAAAAUCCAGCAACACUGCUGACCGGAUGAAUGAAUGAAGACGAAACUGGCAGCUACACCCGUCGCAACGAAGAAGCAAAAGAACCCCGUCCUCGUAAUUAGGCCAGGCCAGCUGAAGUCGUAGGUGCGGACAUGAGUGGUUUAGCGGCGUGCCGGCGGUGUCAUCCGAGGCCGCACGUUAACGUGCAUCCGAGGUCGUUUCAACGAGGUGAGGUGCGGCGCCCUCAGCACCGAAGCUGAAGACGUGAAAGGCCGCAGGCCACCAUAGCCAAUCGCCAAUCAACGUCACUAUUACCGCCUACGGAGAGUGCACGAAGGUUAGACACGGAGCGAACGCAGACGGACGCACAUCACGGACGGGUUCCAACUGCGGAACAUAGGGCAGCGUCGCGACGCAACAUCGAAGGAGGUGAACCGAAAACAAAACUACAAAAAAUCAACUGAGCAAAAAAGGGCGAGAACUGAUUACCAAAAUGGUCGCCUGAACCUAAGUUGCGGCCAGCUGCUAAGUUCAUAACAACUGAGAACCUGCCGUGUUGGCCUUCACUCGGUAGACGAGGCCAAAAACUAGGAGGCUAGAAAAGAAAGAGCAGUACAAAGACCACCAAAAAGAACACUACGAGCAGCGAGUUAAAAAAAAAUAUAGGGUCUUCCUUAGUCUUACAAAGCCACUGCUCAACGGUCAAAGCCACACGACACAGCAGGCCACAUUUAAUGCACUGUUUGGUCUACUGUAGAAUAGAACAAUACACAAUCGCAAGGCGCAGGGGAGAAUGUGAAAGCGGCCACAACAAAAGCUCAAACUUUGACCAGAAUUCAAAAGACGCUGAAGAUACUUCUAAGCAGCAUUGACUGCCACGUUGACACACACCGAAAUAAAAACAAAUUUCUGCACUGCAGUAAGAGGAAACGAGCAGCUAUCGUGUCCCUCGCCGUCUCUAUUUGUUACCUCUCUUUCUUAAUUAACUUACGUUCCGCUAAUUUCUAAGUUGUUGUUGCUGACCAUAGGCAGCAAUGAUAAAACAGAUUGUUGAGUAGUGACUCUAAAGCGAUUCAAGAAGGUCAUAACUAUCUAUAUUCUAUAGAAGUUUUUGUUUAAAAGAAGACAGCAAACUAACUUCAACGCAAGUCAACGGGAUAACUGUUCUGGCGACAACAUGAUUCUGUGUUACGCUUCCUGAGUUGUCAUUGUAACCAACGUACAUCUCUGUCCGUUCCAACUGCGUACUCAAAAAAAUCUCUCGUCGCUGUCCUUUCUGAACCUUCGUUGAGGUCGAGUCCCAUUAGUCUACCUCUUUCUCCUGUCCUGCCAUUUUCUCGUCACACCGGAUUGGUCGAGGUUGGGCCUCAAGAAGAUCGAGGUGGUUAAGUUCUAUCUAUCAAUAUAUCGGGGACUCCGUUCAUCAUCUGUUAUCAUUCGUUUAUUAAGUCUCUCCUUCUAAGCUCGAUUCGUACGUCUACGGACACAUUAACUGCACUACACUCAUUAUCGACGUCGCAGGCGACUCGUCUAUCUUACCACCGACAAACGAAAACGAUAGAACGUCAAAACCUAGGAAGAACAACCAAGACGGUCAUCUAGCAAAGGUCACACGAAAAGGCGCCAAACUAUUUUGUAGUAUAGGUAGAUGUUGAAUAGAAUACAAAGCUUCGGCAUCGGCAUCGGACUAAAAGCGCAACUAAAUAUUGGCAGUAAAAAGGAAGCAUAGGCAGGCAAAACAUACGCGUGAAAAAUAGCAGAAAUCUCGCGGCCCUCAAUAGCUUUCCAGAUAUUCUUAUUCACUCAACGGUAAAUAACAUGCAAGACCUUCAGUUCACAGCAAACUGACGACAGCAGAAAAGUUUAGUCAACUAAAAAUACUUGCUAGAGUCAAGACACCAGCAGAUACACAGAAUGAACGGAUGGCUUCCAGCAGUUCAUGCAAUGUCGGCAUGAAAUCACUCUCCUCCUCUUAAUAAAUGUUGGCCUUAUCAAUAACAAACAGUAGCGGCAUAAUGACCAAUUAUCCCAGAACCAAGACCGACCCAAACUACAAUUUGUCCAUCAUAUCGAGGGGGGCAAAAAACUGAAGCCCCUUGUUAGAUCUGAACAGCGGAAAAGGAACAAAACCAAACACAGUUGAAACCCAGCCGCGGGCAAACCACAACAAUACAAGGCAUCAUCUCAAUUAGAUCGAGGUGACGUAGCCUGAGAAAACCUGUCGUCCGAUUUUACUCCGUCGAAUUUCGUUUGUAUCCAGCAUUUUUUCACUGGAAGGAGUGAAAGCAAUAAGGCGACCCAAAGCUGCGUUGUCCUAUUGCAAAAUUCAACUUGCUGUUGAUCGUGUCAAUUUUGUUUGUUCCAACAAGAUCUAGACCCAUUUCUUUCACACAACUGGGCCUCAACUACGUGACCGCACUGACGAAACGCUGAAAAACUGGAAUUCUUUAAAUAAUAAGCGCUAGCACCAUAGACCAUUUUGUCGCGGGAGCGAUUGUCGUCAUGAAGGACACUGCACGAAGCUACUCUAUUUCUACAGCUAUUUCUACUAUAAUUUCUACAACAAUAAUAGUGUAGACUGCUUGUAGAACCGUAGACUGCAACGUACAUUUAGCGAAGCACAUGUUAUAUAACAGCAAGCAAUACCCAAUAACAAUAUUACGAGAAUAACAACGAGAAACUUCAUAAUUUUUGGAUAUCUAUGGUGUAUAUCGAGCAUUGUUUACCAGAAAAAGAGUAACUUCAUAAUCUACUCAUUUCCAACACGUCCAAAUAGCCUACUUAAUCAGCCAUCGUGGUGACGAUAAAUUAGCAACCGUGAGAUUGUUCACUACUUUACGUACAGCCACAGCCACCGAAAAGGCAACGUUGACAACUAAUCUAGCUAUAGCCAUCACCAACUCUAUCAUAACAACAUCGAGGAUAAAGAAAACCAUCAAGCAGGUCCUGUUAGGUUUCUAUUCAACGUCAGGAAGUGAAGCAGGACAUCAACCAAAGGACAUCACUGUGCAUCGUGCAUGAACAAAAGUCAACAAAGAACAAUCGACCGCCGCAAGCACAACAGGACAUCAGUCUGCAAUAUUCAACCAGACGAAAUCAGAACUAAGUCAGUUAAACCGAAUCAACUUAUAUCUACCACCUUCAAUUUCGUAGUAGUAAAUGCCGCUUGAAAUUGUCGAUAACAGUAACAGCAACAACAACAGCAGCAACAAUAAGUUGAUAAUGCAUCAAACCAAUAAACAAAGAACGAACGAAAAAACCAAUUAUCUAAUUAAGGUUCUUUGACUUUGUAGUAACGAGCGCCUGUCGGUGCCCAGGGCGUGCCACUCUUCUACAAUUGUAUCUAUGCGAAAAAAACAGCAGUCCCAUUCUUCAACCUACCAAUAUACAAUUUCGAUAAACAGUAAGAAACGGAACUACCGGAUUCAAGUGUACACGUUUCCAGUGCGUCAAGAACUACAAUUAUAGCUUUUGUAAUUGUUGUUUCUACUAGAACUUAUCUCCUAGUCUCCAAAGCAGAGUCUCUCCAUACGCACGAACGCAUAUAAACAGUUAUCAUAUUUCCAAACGUUCAGCUCAAUCAGUCAGCAAAAAUAAGUACGCAAUGAGCAGAAAAUGCCACUUAUCAGUGAGUAACAGAUAAAUAUCACCACUGCAACUAACUAAUUACUACAUAUACUAAUUAGCGCGUAAUUAGUACUACUAAGUACUUGGUACAGACCAAGCAAUGAGUCUUGUAGCCGGACGUACAAAGGUACUCGACUAGUACUGCAGUACCACUUGAUCGAUUUCAAAAAAAAAAAGAAGAAAAACACGGGAAACACUUAAAUUAACGGAACGCAAUAAAUAUCGGACCGCAUCGAACGGCCGCAGUCCUCGACCAGAGCUAGAAAACAAGUCAUUUGAUUGUUGAUCAAGCAACGAGAAUUAUCGUGGCUCGGAUUAGAGAGUAGAAGAUACGGCUAGAUCAGGACACAGUCCCCAAAGGACCCGUCACGAGUGUCACGUCACCACUGGCACGACGUGCAACCUCGCUUCAACAUCGAGCAGACCAAAAGAAAUAUAAAAAAAAAAAAAUUAGUGACUAGACAAGUACGACCGUAUAAUACCGUGCCGGCCAUCAAACAAGACAAAUCAGCCUAGAUUAAUUAGCAUCUAUAAAAAUAAACGGCAAUGAAGCACUAGAAAUCCACAGGGAAACAAAUUAAAAUUUUCGCUUCAGAGAGAAGACCCUUCCUCAAAAUAUACAAGCAGGCCCUUUGGUGCCUAGAAAAGAGCUGUACAGAGCUACAGCAAAGCGACGGGAAUCAAAUCAAGUUGAACUAAUAAGAAGAAAUUUUCUAAGCAAUCGGCCGAUCGACUAUAUAGACUCUACAAAAACGUCAUUCCUAAACUGUUAUCCCGCUGCAAAUAUAUAUAUACACACACAUAUAAAUAUAGCCAUAUAUAUGCAUGUAUGUAUGUAUAUAUAUAUAUAUAUAUGUAUCCAUGUAUAGUGGUAGGAGGAGCAGUGCGGAAAGAGAAAUCGGCAUGACACAAAAGCCCGUCUCCAGCCGAAUAUAAAGAGGCCGUCACUUAACAGUACGUUGCUCGUCAGUCACUAGCCAAUUAAAUUCAACUACAUAAACUACUAAUAUUCUACUACCGCUACUAAUAAAUAAUAAUCAAGUGCGUCGUUAUUCUCGACCGUUAGCUUCAAAGCAGCCCGUCGUCUUCAGACCCGAACACAAUCCCACUGCCUUCUGCGUGAUAUCCAUCGGGCCAAUUAUCGAUCGUCCGCUACUCGAACGAUUGCCCCAGUGUUUCUUCAGCGAUUCCAACUUUGACGGCAAAACAUUUCAAGCAGCGGUUUUCAACAUGGCCGGGGCGACCCUUAGCUAGUAACGACGAAGGGUGAAAGCACGUAAUCAAAACCCAGAAACAAGCCAAUCAACUUAAGUUCAACAACAAGAACGAAAAGUGCGUACAACAUCGGUAGAAAAGAAACAGUGACAAGAGGUUAAUUUCUGAACUUUAGGAACAAGGGCACAUAUAUAAUCACUCUCACUGUUUUUCUCUCGGUAUUGAAGAACAAGUCGAAAAGCCUCGUUGAGAAGACGGCGGAAUACCGGAAGAAGUCCAGUGAGGGAAACGUUCACAUCUAGAGUGAGCAAGAUAACCAGGGCUUCGUCAUCGAAUGAGAGCGUGAAAACGGGACGAACAACCGCUACCGUACCUCCGUCAGUAUAGAAGAAUCAUUAGCGGCAAAAAAGAAACAACAUCAACUAUAUUAUACGUAACAAUACUAUAUUGACUGAGCUAGUCUUGAACAGCAUGGCGGAAUUCACUAGGAGCUUCAGGGGCUGCAUUAAGCGGAGGGCAACUUCCGCCUGGUUUCUAGUGGCGUUCACAAUGGUCUUCUACUGCCUCAGGGCAGUUCAGACUGAGAGGGUCCUCCUCCACCAGAUGGCAUCCGGCAGCAGCGGUCUAAGACCGGGUCAAACGCAGCGCGGUCAAAAUAUCACGCACAUACUCAAUGCCUUUUUCACCAAAGGAUAUGACAAGCGAGUUCGACCCAAUUAUGGAGGGAAUCCCGUGGAAGUUGGUGUCAGUAUGCAGAUCGUCAGUAUCAGUACCGUAUCAGAAGUGCAGAUGGACUUCACGUCGGAUUUCUACUUUCGACAAGCCUGGAGAGACGAACGUCUCUCUUUCGUCAAGAGUCCCGACCUAGACCAGAUGACGGUCGGAGCAGAAGUGGCCAACAAGAUCUGGGUGCCAGAUACGUUUUUUGCUAAUGAGAAGACUGCCUAUUUUCAUGUGGCUACGACGCCCAACACUUUCCUUCGAAUUAGCUCGGAAGGACAGGUCUACAGAAGUAUUCGAUUGACAGUGACAGCCAGCUGUCCGAUGGAUCUUCGAUUCUUCCCAAUGGACAGACAAUCAUGUACUAUUGAAGUCGAAAGUUUCGGCUAUACAAUGAGCGAUAUCCGCUACAAAUGGAAGGACGGACCCAACUCGAUUGGAAUCUCGAAAGAAGUCGAGCUCCCUCAAUUCAAGGUGCUCGGCCACGUGCAGAAAAUCUCUGAGGUGUCAUUGUCGACGGGCAACUAUUCACGUCUAAUCUGUGAAGUCCGCUUUGUGAGGUCCAUGGGCUACUACCUCAUUCAGAUCUACAUCCCAGCCUCACUCAUUGUCGUCAUCUCGUGGGUGUCCUUCUGGCUGCACCGAAACGCAACCCCGGCACGGGUGUCUCUGGGAGUGAUGACCGUGCUGACAAUGACCACCCUAAUGUCCAGCACUAACUCCCAAUUGCCCAAAAUAUCCUACGUCAAAUCCAUCGACGUUUUCCUAGGAACAUGCUUCGUCAUGGUGUUCGCGUCCCUUUUAGAAUAUGCAGCCGUGGGUUACUUGGGCAAACGCGUGGCGAUGAGAAAGUCACGCGCGCAGCAGCUGGCCAAACUGGCAGAACAGGCGCGACAAGAACGAGCACGUCAAGCUGCGGCCCAAGAGGCCGCCCAGAGCCAGCACCCAGAACCGCCAAUGCCACCUAUGCCAACGAGUGGUCUCGGUGGGAUAAUGGGUCCUCAAAGCCCCGAUCAGGGAAUGCUGCCGCCCCUCGUUAAAGGUUUUGGUGGGGGCUGCCCAACUUGCCCCACAAUGAUGCAGAGCCAACCACAGCAUAUGCCACCAUGCUUCACGAUGACGCUGUACGAUAAUCAACUCCGGCGGAUCGGCGAUCAGUGCUGCCCUGGAGUUCGGGGUUGUACCAUCUGCUCGACUCAGCAACAGCAGCAACAGCAGCAACAACAACAACAGCAACAGCAGCAGCAGCAGCAGCAGCACUCGUUGAAGAAGUCGGACUCGAAGAGCUCGCGCAAGGAGUCGACGGCGCAGACUCCUGAGGCGGCCUCGGCGCCGGGCGGCGCCGGCAGCCCGGCCGAAAUCGAGGCCGCGCUCGCCGGCAAAAACCCGAAUAAGCUCUUCGGGGUGAACCCUUCUAACAUCGAUAAGUACUCGCGCGUCGUGUUUCCCGUCUGCUUCGUGUGUUUCAAUCUCACGUAUUGGGUGAUCUAUCUGAGGAUCUCCGACGUGCAGUACGACGAACCAACUAUCCUUCACUGAGCUGGGCACGUGCGCAGAGAGAUACGUGUGGAAAACAUCAUUCUCGACUACAUCAUCAUUCCUACGUAUUAAAAAUGUAUUAAGAUAAAAACAAACUCACUACAGGAAACUGCUAUAGCUACUACUACUACUACGUUUACUAGUGCUACGGGUUAAGUCACAGACAACUAAUAACAGUAUAAAAAAGAAAAAGUUUCUCUAGCCAAGAAAAGGGGCUCCAUCACAAGAACACUAGAAGAAUUGCUGCUCGCGAAAAAAUCGACACAAGAGGGCCAAUGAUCUUUAACGGCAAGAUUUUCUACAAAAGAAAAACUACGCGAUAGAAAAGUAACUCUACCUGAUCGUAAGGCAAGUAUUAGCAAAGAGAAACAGUAACGACUAAAAUGUAGCCUUCGCAGCUUAACAUCUUUCAUCCGUAGGGAUCAUCAACCGCAAAACAAAAAAUACCGCAGGACACAGUUAUACUUCUAUUAUUAUGAAGACAAUAGGACAAAUGAGAGGAAGCACUACUACAAAGCAAUAGUCACAGUGAAUUAUGAUAACCCUAUCAGUAAUUCUAUGCUGGCAUCCCACAGCUCUUCGCUUGUAUACCACUAAAAGACAAGACACAAUAAUAACAACAACAACAACAACAGCAUUUGUGUACACACAACAAGAAAAACAAACAUUAACAGACACAGAUCAAGUAAAGGAAAGCGACAGCAGCUAACGAGGUCAUCGAUGAGAUGAAAAGCGACAAGAUGGAAAAGAAAAGAAAGCAGACGCAGGAAGACAGGACCAAGUGAAGAAAAAAAAAAAGGCCAAAACGCAACAAACCAGGAAACGGCCAACAAAACCAAACUCGACAAAUAACUACACCAUCAGUAUCAGCAUAUGCAGUACCCCCGCAUAUCCGAAACACAAUACAGGAAGGCUCUCGAAGUUCUUCGUGUAUUUCGUGCAGCAUCCAGAUGGUACCGUGGACAUGUGUUGUGUCCCCGUGCCGUCCGCUAUCGAACCAUAAGAUAAACCAGUGCAGCAAGCCCGAGAAACAACAGAUCAACAACUACAGAAAUCGACAGAAUGAAAGGGACUUAGAUCGCCAUGUUGAUUGCCAUGUUGUACAUAAAUACUGAUAUGAAUAAUAUCAUUAUUACCACAACUACUGUUAACGUAUACAUAGUAUAUGAUUCUUGCUGAUUAAUUACCAUUUUUUAACAACCAAUGACUGGCCAAUGACAGUCGGAUUAUUACUUCGAUAACUACAAGUAGUGGCUAAAUAUGUUGGGGAAAAAUGUGCUAUAUUUGAUUGUUGUUAUUUAUUACUAGAUUACUACACUCUUCAUUAGUACAAUUUGUAAAACAAAGGAGAAUUUCUAUCGUUCCUACAUGCUGAAAUAAUGAGUGUCGAUGAUGAAUUCCUUAGCACCGAUGAUAAUACCAACACAGUUGUACAGUUGUUAAAAGUCUAACCCGAGCAUUUAUUCACAGUGUUAUCGCUGUGGAGUCAACAUAGCAGAAACCUCACUUAUAAAGCGGACUCACCCCAGUUCUGAUCGGUUCUACCCCAAUCAGUCAGAGGCUGCGUUUAGCCGAGUCCGCGACUUAGCCGCUAUCCAGUGAAAAUAUCAAUUGUCAUCUGUGUGUCUAUCUAACUUGAUUGCAAUGUGUGUGUCUCUUAAUAACGAUCUGUUUCUUAUCUAUAGUACUACUAUAGCUAUGAUUCCACUUCUAAUUAUAAAUUGUCUCAAAAAACAACUCUGACCUGUACGAGUGUUAACACUACACGUGGACAGUUAUUACCGUUCAAGGCUGGCCGAUUCAUGCCCCAGUGUCCUCUGGUGUUGUUGGAGGGACGGGCAUUUCGAGCCGGCGAGAGGGAUCUGUCGGAUCUCUCGACGCUCGCUCUUCGAUGAGCAGACGUCGAGGCCUACAACAGUGAGAAGCCGGGGCGAAUCGAGAAUCUGUUCAACGACGCGCAACUUCAUAAACCCACAUGGAGAAAUCUUGAUAACGUUGCCUUGACUGAAAAUUGAAAGCGACUAGUGAAAACGAAGGGACUCACAAUCUAUCGGCACUCUCUGAAGGUUUGGUGAUGAAAAUUACGAUUCUUAAACAUGAAUAAUGGAUCGAACAGUCAGAUGGAUUACGAGACAGGAUAUCGCUGCAAAGCAAAAACAAUAAUCGGCCUUUCAAACCUUCGACCGCUUCGGCACUUCACGGGACGCGUCCAGUUUGGACCGUCUUCAUGAGCUCCUCACCGUCUCAUAUCAAGAGUGACCCUCAACUCAGCAAUGACCACUUCAGUUGCGCUAGUCAAGACUCUUUGCAAUUCAAUAAUACAAAACCAAAUUUCUUAAGUAAUAAGUAGUAGUUGCUUACGAGAUUGUAGAUCAUAUCAUACGCACACCUAUAUACACACAAACACAGACAUCAGUCACGUACGUAACUACAUAACUGAACAAGACCCCUCAACCACUGUCAAUCUGAUCGACUAUUCAAGCUGCAACAGCGAAAAAAACAUCCAUAAUAACAAAUUCGGAAAGACAUCUCUUUACGCAAUAACGGCCAUCGAUUUCUCCUGGUUGAGUCUCGAAAAUUCACGGGCUUCCCACCUCUCCUUCCCGGUUAUCUCUCCGGUAACAAGAAGAACGACAAUAUUGUCGUUCUUAUAUAUUAAUAUUAACUUAUUAAGUUAAUAUUAUUAACUCCCACAUCAAGAACUAUCAUUAUUUCAACAACACUAAAUAUCAUAUCAGAGAAGCAAAAGCAACAGUUCCGGCUAACUUACAUGCUUUUGGCAGCAAAAACGAGACCACAAAUAAUAGUUUGUGACUUGAACGAAAAACUCUGAUACUUCCGAACUCCGAACCUGACGAAAAAAAUAGUUAUUGAACUUCUACACGACACGAGCUCAAAUAUUGACGUACGUACCUUGUACUACAAUUCGCAUCGGGCGCAGCAGGCCUGUGCAGUCGGAACCUAACGGAUCGCUUUGUAUUGUUCCCCAAUAACCCCAGUGUCUUGAAUGAGUCACCCUAGGAAAGCUAACCGGUCACGCUAAUUAGAAAUUGUCGAUAGACAUCAUUUGAAAGUAGUGCCACUGCCAGUUUGCCUAUUUGUAACAUUCAAUAUCGACAACUAUUUCCAGUAAUCGCUUACGACACACUUACAUACAUAGUUGAUGAUCUUUAUCUAUUCUUGGACCAUUUCAGUAAAUCACCUACGUUUAGAUCGCACGUUCACCUUAAUCCACCGUCACUGAUCACAUCAACGCACAAAUAUCAAUCUGAAGACAACAAUUUAAUUGUAAUUACGACAACCACUACAACGGCAUCGAUCGAUCGAUCGACCGAUCAAUCAAUCAGCUCUCUGACGAGCUCUAACGAACGCUGGACACUUGAUUUCAUGACAAAACAAAAAAUAUCGACUAAUACUAACAUCAGCAUAUCGAAACAACAUGAGCAGAAAAAAAAUGUUCAAGUUAAUGAUGAAGAUGCCACCGUUAAUACUGCAACAAUACGUGUUGUAUUAGGCCAUAUUAUACAUAUAUCCUCAUAUAUGUAUGAGAGAACAAUGGCUCAGACGGUUGGAUUGCUUAAAGACGCUUGCGCAUUGCCGAAGCCUGUAGCGUUUUAAUGAAUCGCAUAUAAAAAAAAAUCAUUCUCAAACGAACAGAGAAGGGUACACAACUACAGUGUAUAACUUUGUCACUGACAAACCCCAACAGCGGCAUGUAACUUGCAAACACAGCAUUGCAGUGAUGAAUUACUUAAAACUAGGCUUCGGCCACUGCGGACCUUGCGCCCAGGGAACAACCUAACCAAUCAUCAUCUGACACGACACCCUGCAUCUCUAUUGCGGAGUUACACGGCUAACAAAAACGGCAGACGCCAAGUGUGAUUAGACAAAACAAAGGAACCAUCUGUACUAUGCACAUUCGCCGAAUGCUACGGUACACCACAUAUUUUUACGAAAGAAAAGCUGAAAAUCAAUAGCGAGAACAACGUCAAAGUCCAACAAUCGAAUACUGGUAUCACUUCUACGAAGCGGAAGCAGAGAUGAAGAUCUCGACACAUGACACACAACCAGCAAAAAAAAA